AUGGAGCAAAAGGAAGAUGAGAGCUGGAGGGAAAUGAUGAGAAAGAGUAUAAAAGGUCCUUCAGUAUCCUAUGAAGUUCCUAGAGUUGAACCUGUGGGUGUAAAUAUACGGACAAUUCCAACUGCAGAAACAUUCUCAGAAUCACAAAGUUCAGCAGCUAAUGGAAGUCCCCCGGUGGUUGAACCAAUCCCUUUGCCUGUGUCUUGUAUUGUUGGUGUCACAAGUUCUCCUCCUCAGAGUCCAAGAGGAUCAGCAAGCUCAGAAUCAGUAGUGUCAGUGCUGCAAAACCCUGAAUUUUCUUCGGCUUCACCUUCUGCUUCGCCUGGGUCGGUCAAGAAUCCUCCUAGAAACCUGCCAAAACUAGUUGUUAAUGAAGUAAAGAAAGGACCUGUUGUCACAUUUAAUACUGUUGAUAGAUCUGCCAGAAAAGAGGUUGAUGUGGAGAAGCCAGCUUUUCCAGAAUAUGUUGGGGUUUCCAAAGAGAAGAAAAAGAAAAAAAGAAGGGUCUGUUACAGGUGCGGAAAAGGGAAGUGGGAAACUAAGGAAUCAUGCCUCGUUUGUGAUGCCAAGUACUGCAGCAAUUGUGUGCUUAGGGCAAUGGGGUCAAUGCCUGAGGGGCGUAAAUGUGUGACCUGUAUUGGUGAGCCAAUUGAUGAAUCAAAGCGAUUGAAAUUGGGUAAACAUUCAAGGGUAUUAUCGCGAUUGCUUAGUCCUUUGGAAGUUAAACAAAUAAUGAAAGCUGAGAAAGAGUGUUCUGCUAAUCAACUCCGACCAGAGCAGCUGAUUGUGAAUGGGUUCCCUUUAAAGCCUGAAGAGAUGGUCGAAUUACUGGGAUGCCCUUUACCUCCAAGGAAGUUGAAGCCUGGUAGAUAUUGGUAUGACAAGGAAUCUGGUCUCUGGGGCAAGGAGGGAGAAAAACCUGAUAGAAUCAUCAGUUCAAACUUAAAUUUCCCAGGAAAACUGAGCUCUGAUGCGAGUAAUGGGAAUACUGAAGAGCUCGAGUAUUAUCAGGAUUUUCAAGCAGAUUGUCCAGGAGAUGAUGUCAAAUUUCAGAAAAUAAUAGAAAAUGAGCGGAUUUAUGAUUUCUUGGCUGGUCUGAAUGCCGAAUAUGAUCAGAUACGGGUCCAGACUAACGGAAUUGUGACUAUUGUGGGAAGCCGAGACACACUAAGGAGACUUGUUGGAAAUUGUAUGGACGACCCACUAGAGGACGGUGGGGAAGAAAAGGUGGGCCUAUGA
This is a messenger RNA of Carica papaya (papaya), 1239 nucleotides long. NCBI's taxonomy places the organism in Eukaryota, Viridiplantae, Streptophyta, Magnoliopsida, Brassicales, Caricaceae. The record is from RefSeq and is a predicted model, not a curated record.